Phymastichus coffea is the source of this 8625-nucleotide messenger RNA. RefSeq names its product dystrobrevin beta-like. The transcript is spliced from 17 exons. Bases 285 to 2885 code for a protein of 866 amino acids. Lineage: Eukaryota; Metazoa; Arthropoda; Insecta; Hymenoptera; Eulophidae. Gene Ontology annotation, molecular function: zinc ion binding. Gene Ontology annotation, biological process: synaptic signaling. The record is from RefSeq and is a predicted model, not a curated record. Gene Ontology annotation, cellular component: synapse; plasma membrane.
AUGGAUAGCAAGUUGCGACGGCGGCAGCGGCGGUGAUAGGUAUAAGCAUGGCUGAUGGCACAGGAAAAGGAAAGCACGACGACGGGCAGUGAUGGCCGCAACAGAAAGACGAUUAUAUAUGUGAUGCACUCAGUUUUUAUUUAUAUUCUGAGGUUUGUAUUGUGAUCAGUGAUUAGUGAAGUUGGUAAAAUCGAGAGACAAGUAACCACAGCCACGACCCCAGGUAAAAGCAGCGACGUAAUUAGGCCCCCGUCGAGUUGCAAUCUCGGAAUGAAUAAGUGAGAAUGGCCGAGGAAGGCACAGGAACAGGGGGCUCAAGCGGCGGCAGCUGCAGCGGGAGCAGCAUCGCCGGAGGCAGCGCAACCGGCGAGGCGAGUCGACUACAAUUGCUCCAGGAAAUGCGACAACAGAAUUUCGAUAGCAUCCGUUUUUCCUGUUAUCGCACCGCGUGUAAGCUUCGCUUCAUUCAGAAGAAAGUGAACUUGCACAACGUGGAUAUAUGGAACGUGAUUGAGGCUUUUCGGGAGAACAGUCUGAAUACUCUGGAGCCGUCGAGUACACUGAGUGUGUCGCGACUCGAGACGCUGCUGUCCUCCCUCUUCCAUGCGCUCAACAAGAGAGUGCCGCUUUCGCAGCAGGCCAAAGUUGACUCUACGACCGCCUUGCUCAUGAACUGGCUGUUGGCCGCUUACACCAACGGAGACAACAAGAUCUCGGUCUUUUCGGUGAAAAUCGCCUUAGCUACUCUCUGUGCCGGCAAGCUCAUGGACAAGUUUCGUUACAUCUUCUCGCAAAUAUCGGACGGUAAUGGUCACAUGAUCCACUGGAAAUUCGCCGAAUAUCUGAAAGAGGUUUUAGCAUUGCCAGCUGCACUUUACGAGUCACCGUCUUUUGGUUACUCUGAUGGUUUGGCAGGCAUGAUAUUUCCAACGAAUGCAAAAAUUACCGUCAAUGACUUUUUGGAUACGUUGAUGUCGGACUCUGUUCCGCGUUGUUUAAUUUGGAUGCCUGUGUACCAUAGAUUGGCAACAGUUGAGACUGUUACACAUCCAGUUAUGUGUGACGUAUGUCACAAAGAUAACUUUACAGGAUUCAGAUAUCGUUGUCAAAAAUGUCAUUCAUAUCAACUCUGCCAGAAUUGUUUUUGGCAAGGAAAGGUUUCCGGGACGCAUAACAUUGAUCAUGAUACUAAAGAAUUCUGUAGUUUCAAGUCACCAAGCAAACAGAUUGGCCAUUCGUUAAGGAAAAGCUUCAGGUGUGUUCCGGAUAAAGGAAGAAAUAAUUUACCGAGAUUUCCAGAGCAACCUGAAAAGACUUUGGAUCUAUCUCACAUUGUACCACCUUCUCCCUUACCUUCGCAUAACGGAUUUCCUGAUCCAGGAUUUAUGGGACCAUUUGAUUCCGGCUCUUUAGAUAGUCGUUCAACUUUGAGAAGUAUGGAUAGCUCGAGACUUGACGAUGAACACAAACUAAUAGCAAUGUACGCUCAGCGUUUAUCACAAGAAGCAAGAACACCUCGCGCAUCGUCUAGACUGUCACAGACUGAGCAAGCCAGCCGUGCUCCAUCGGACGCUAAUUUGGCAUCAUUGGAUGCUUCAAGGGCUCAACGAGAACUUAUAUCUCAACUUGAAGCUAAAAAUAAAGAAAUUAUGCGCGAGAUCACAAGGUUAAGGAGACAACAGGAAAUUGAAGCCGCGGGCUUAGAAAACCCAGCUCUCAUGUCGGAGCUGCGAGCUUUACGUCAACGGAAAGAUGAAUUAGAAAGUCAUUUGGCUACGCUGCAAGAUUCUCGAAGACAGCUUAUGGUUCAACUUGAAGGGCUCAUGAAAAUGCUAAAGAUACACCAAGCGUCGCCUAGGUCGACGCCAAAUAGUUCACCACGCAGUACAAAAUCACCACCGCUACCACCAGGUGGACUGCCCAGCAGUAGAUCGGCUCCACCAACUCCAGGUGGACCUCUUAGUGCCAUGUCCAAUCAUCAGCAGCAACAAACAACCCAACAGCAGCAGCAACAGCAGCAGCAGCAACAGAUGUCGCGGAGCUAUCAAAGUCCCGUGCCGCCAACUUCUGUUGGCGCUAACGCUCAGUCAACAACGAAUAAUUCUGUCCAUGGUUCUAUGCACAUUAAUCCAAUGCCGGACAAUUUGUCUUGCGUUGGAGGCGAUGUAAGGUCUGCGUUCAGGACAAACAGCCUUCCCGGCAGUGGUUCUAAUAGCGCCAAUAAUAGUUUGGGACGAUCACUGAGAAAUGACCUGUUAAUAGCUGCUGAUAACGUUACCAACGCCAUGUCAUCGCUAGUGAGAGAAUUGAAUUCAGACUCAGACGAGGAGGACCGAUCAAUCAAUUCUGUCCGCCAUAACAUCAAAAAACCCUUAGAUUUUGAAGUUGGCGAGGAUGGUGACGAUAGCAACAGCGGUUGUAGCAAUUGGCGUGACGAGCUGCAACGGCGCUACCAGCAAGAAAAUGAUUUCUUGGCAGAGCUACGUGCCCGCAACGCUGCUCUUGGAUCUCAGGUGCUCAGCAAUCAGACUAAUCAACAUCACAAUCAAAUGCAGCAUCAAAAUCAGCAUCCAAAUCUCAUUCAGCAUCAUAAUCAAUACCCAAGCGCAAUGCAACAACAUCUCGGUCAAUAUCCGAACCAGCCUCAGCAACAAAAUCAGUACCAGCAGAACCAGCAGCACAACCAAUUCCAUAACCAAAAUCAAAUCCAAAACCAAAUUCAGAAUCAUAAUCAUAACCAGAAUAAUCAUCUACGUGAGCAUAGCUUGCACCAUAAUCAGCAGCAAAAUCCUGGUGAACGAGAAGAAGCUGAAGGUGAAAAAUGCGACGAUAAUGACGUCGAGUGGGCCGAGCUCAGCGCCAAACACUGGCCAGUCAACCGAUAAAUUCAAACCUAUAUAUCUAUAUAAUUAAUUAAUUUAAUUAUCAUCGCAUAUCAUCUCUUAUUAUAUACCCGCCUGCUUUUUCAACUUCAUUAUUUUGUCAGUAUUAACGAUUCAACAAACAGCAGCAUUACUUGAUUCUUGUAGAGACAGGCUUUUAUAAGGCUUGCUGAAAACGAAUUUCAACUUUUUUAUUAGCCUAUUCAAGAUAAUACCAGUACAAUUCUUCCUAAAUUUAGUUCUUUCUCGUUUUUCAUUUCAGUCAACGGACAUUCAAAUUGAGCCGUCCUUUCGAUCUUUACUAUUUAUUUUCAGUCUGUAAAUUUCAACAUUUCUCAUCGGAAAAAAACCACAAAGUACAGCAAAUUUUAGUUGGUAUUAUUGAAACACUUGAAAACUAGAGUACUAAUAUUUUCAAUAAAUAACUUUUAUUAGGAAUACAGUACCUACGUACUAUUUUAAUAACUCAUUCGUCCAAACAGAUAAGAGCAGAUCGACUGCCCUGCUAAACCCUGCUAAAACGAGGACAUUGAUCUAGAUUGAGUCGAAUUCAACAUUAUUAAAGUGCUAAAAUUCGAAACUUUAAUUGAUAAAAGGUGCUUUCAAUAUAUUUACUCCGUUUAAAAACAUGCUUCAUCCUCUUAAUCAUGAUAAGUUUUAUUUACUAGUUACUUCUUACAUUAUAUGUGUUGAUACAAAUAUAAUUUACGUCAAAGAAUAAGUAUUUAGCUAAAUAUAACACAUUAGCUGUUCUAUCCUGAUUAAUGAAUGCAAAAAACUUUAACUUACAAAUUAUAUUUAAUAGCAUUUUUUGUAUUGGAUUUAUCUCUAUAUAUUAAUAUAGUUAAAUAAAACUUUAAUUAAUCCAUUAAAGCUGAUGCAAAGACCUGAUUGAAGCAACAAUAUCAUUAUGCCAUCUUUGCAUAGUCGAGAAAUAAAAUAUGCGUGUUUUUGUUUUGUCAUACGCAGUUAUUUAUAAAUACUUCUUUGACGUUUUCUAUCAGACUGUAAUUCAAUCAUGUAAAAUCGUUAUAAACAAUCACUUUUUCGACACUCCGUGCGGAAAGUGCGUUUUUCCCGCAUGCUCGGCAAAAAACGUGCGUUGAAAAUCGCACUUUCCACACGUCGUAUCAAAAAAUACGGUACGGCACAUGUUCGGGAAAGAGUUUCUCGUCUUGUGUACCUUUCCACACUCGCUUUCCCGCACUUGUAUCGUAAUGUACUAUUUCAGAAUUGCUGCAGAAUGAAAUUGUUUGUAAUGAUUUUACACCAUCAAAAUGAAGCCUGUUUAUUUUUAUUUACAUAAUGGAUGGCAUAGUUACUUUGGCAUUAUCUAGACUAAAUUCGUCUUGGGUUAGGUAUUAAUGUGCAAAAUUCAUGUUUUCCAAUAAAUUGCGAUAAAACAGAAUACAUAAUUUUGACAUUAAUUUUGCACAAAAUUGUCAUAUUUAAUCUACCGUCAUUUGCAAACGCCCUAACUUUUAUAGGCAGAAAUUUAAUUCUGCAAUAUAUUGUACCCAAGACUGGGUUAGUUGGCGUCAAACUGACCAUGCAAUUCAUAGCAUAAUCGAAAAUAAAAAUACCCGUGUUUUUUCCUUUGUAAUUUUCAAAUUUUUAUAAAACAUUAUUUAAACAAAUGAUCCUCAAGAUUACUAUUUAAAAAAAAAAUUCCACCGAUCGAGUCUACGGGAAAAAUUACGAAGAAAACUUUUACAGCAUUUUUUUGUGAGAGUUCAAUUUGUUAGUGUAAAAUGCUAACAAAAAAUUGCAGAAUAAAGAGUAACAGAAUCUACGUCAUGGCAAGAACUAUUUCUAUAACAAUCUGAACUGACACUAAUUAGUACUUUACAUUUUUCUGAAUGACAAUUAUCGCUAACAUUUAUUCGUAUAGCCUGUUGAAAUGUGACGUAGACCUUCUUACUCUUUAUUACACUAACAAAUUGAACCCUUACAAACAAUGCUGUAGAGAUUUUCCUCGUAAUUUUUUCUGUAGAAUCGAUCGGUGAACUUUGUUUUUCAAAAUUGUAACAUUGAAGGUAAUUUGUUUAAAUAAUAUUUAUAAACAAUUGCAAAUGACAAAAGAAAAAACACGGGUAUUUUUAUUUUUGAUUAUGUUGUGUAUGGUAUAGUUAGUUUGACGCUAUCUAGCCUAGUAUUUGCCUGAGUCAAUUAAUGAUACAUCGAGUUUUUACGACAAAUAAUUUUCUCGUGCACUUUUAGGGGCUAACUCUUGGACUAACUUUCUUGCAGUAGUAUCGAAAUAUACUAAAUUAUUCUAAAUGCAUUAUUCAUAUAUUUUGUUCUUAAUUGAUUUAUUUCAUUAAUUAAUUUGAAUAAUUAUAAUACCUUUUGCCGAACUGACUAUUUUACCGUUAUUUUAGUCAUUGUUUAACAUUUUUAAUUAUAAAGAAUUUGUUUCAUCAUGUUUUAGAAUACUACGUAGCUCUAUUUUUUGUUUUUUAUAAAUCAUACCUAUGAAUUAAUGUUACUAUAUUAUCACGGUACUCCUUAUAAACAUUAGAACAGAGUAAUGACAUUUUUUCAUUGUGUUUGAUUGAGAAAAUCAUUAAAUGUGUUGUUGUACAUUAAUUUAAAUUAUUGUUCUACCAUUUGAGUUUGUAAAUACAUCAUUGUAAAUACGUUCGAGAUUAAAGCUGAAUAAAACGGAUGAAUUAAAUUAUUAACGUUAAAUAUAUAUAUAAAAAUAGACGUUGAACUAUUAUAUAUCAAUAAUUGAAGAAUUUAAUUUUACUAUUUUAAUUUUAACAAUACUUGUACGAAAUAUUGAUUAAGAGAUAAAUAUGAAGAACACAUCAGAUGCUUCUUUAUCUUAGUGAAAAACCAUAUUUAGAUAAGAAAAACAUUUCUUCCAAGGUUUACCAUUGAUGUGGACAACCAAAAAUAGUAAAGUUCCCGCAUCAUUUAUAUCUUUUUUUUUUCAAAAUGAAACAAUGUUUAGUUUUUCUUGAUAAGAUUUUGAAUAUCAUCAACAUUUUAUGAAAUCUUUCUUUCAUAUAGAAAUAAUAUAUACAAAUUUUUAAAUAACAGAAAGAAAAUGUAAAAACGUUUGGUCUCGAAUAACUACCUUAAAAUAUAUUUUUUCUUUCAUGUACAGAAAGUUUUUAUUAGACUGAAAAAAAGCGAACAGUCCCCUUUAUUUAAAGAAAAAAUAGGUUAAACAAUUUGUUUUCAGCGAUGCCUUUAUAAAGCAGCAAAUGAUGUAGUAUACUAAAUAUUAAGUAUUAACAACUGGGUGUAAAAGUACUUGAUAAACAUUUUUUAAAUCAAAAAUAAGGUUAGAACGAAUUUACAAUUUGCACUACUGUUUGUAAUACACAUACUUUAGCCUAACAUAAAAAAGCCAAUCGAUCGGUAAAUUUUAUACUAAACAUUGUGGCAAAUUCAAAGUGAUAUUUCUAUGGUGAACUUGUCAUUUUCUUAUCAAACAAUUAUUCUGAAAAAUACGUAAAAAGUCUACCCCAUAAGAUACAAUAUAAAGUUGACCAACCCUACGGUUAUUGAUUGUUGUAAAUUUUACCUAAUUUGCAUAAAAAUUACGAACAAUUUUGUACAUUUAUAAACGCAUUCUACUUUAAGAGUAAUAUGCCAUGUCAUGAUCGUAAGUAUAAUGCUAUAAUAGUGCACAUUUGUAUAUUGUUAUUUAAAAAGAUUUUUCAACGGCAUCUUUUCCGUCAAAACCAUAAACAUUCAUUUAAAACCAUAAACAUUGAUGAGUUACGAAAGUGAUUUAAUUAUUAUAAAGGCAAAUGUACAAAUUAUUUAUGAAUAAGACUGGUAUAUGUAUUUGCUAUUUAUAGGUAGACGGUCUUUAAUAAUUUGACAUGCAUAGUAAAGAGAUAUAUCAUUAUGAACACUAAAUUUUCUUGAAGUUAGAAUAUAAUAAUUUUUAAAUUAAAGAGAAAGAUUGAGCUUUUACUUAUCAACAAAUUUCAUCUACUUAAUCAACAAUUCAUUCAAAUAGUUUCUUUUUUUCCAGUAAUAUGAUGAUUUUCAGUACUGUGCAUACGUUUUGAAUAUUUUACAUGAAUCUCUUAAAACCUACUUAAAAUAGCUUACAAUUAGUGUAUAUGCUGUAGGCGUGAUCAUUUAGCAAAGUUGGAAGCAUCCUUUAUUAAUAGUAUAUGAACGUUGUGGAUUUUUUUUCACAUCGAUACAAUAAUGAAGGACUCAAUAAAACUCUACGCACUUACAAGAUGGUUUUAAGUUAACAGUAUAUGGUUUUUUUCGAUGACUCCAUUUAUAUUAAUGAUGAAAUAUUUAUAUUGAUAUGUAUGUAAUUAAUGAAUUCGACAGAAAUUAAUGAUAAUAGCAAUAAAACGAACAAGAAAGACGUGGCUACAGUAAAAAAAUAUUAAAAACAAACAACCAAACAACAUUAGGUCAAAUUGAUUGCAUUGAGCUUUUGAAUUUCAAGUAAUUAUAAGCAAAUUAUUCAGAGUUGAUUAUAUUAAGCCAUAAAAUACGAAUAUCACUUAAUAAAAAUCAAAUUUAUUCGAAUAAAACGUUAUACUUUUAUAAUAACAAAACGUUUUAUAAUUUAUAUAUCUAUAAUUUAUAAUUUUAUAUUUUACAUUAUAAAUAAUAGGCUUUGUUUCUGAUUCUCAUAAUAAUUAAUUACAUGUUUCAAUAAUCUAAUUCAAUCAAACAACGACAGCAUUUUCAUUGGUACGAAAAAGAGAAGAUUUAAAAAAAUAUUCACGUUUACAAUUAAAUAAUGUAAGCAUUCAAGGUGGAUAAGAUUCUUAUUAAAAAGACAUUUUUACCAUUAUAACAUACGUAUAAUUAAAAUAAAGUAACGGCAGAUGUUUCGACUGCGUGACUGAAAUAUGUAAAACUUAUUGAAAUCAAAACUAAUGAACUUCAGUAGUAUGUAUAAACUUUAUAAAUGUAUAUCGUAAAUUUUCGUAUAAUGGCAAAUUUUUCAAUGAAAUCAAUAAAUCGUUUUAGUGCGAUUAUUAGUUGGAAUUGAUAAGAUACAUGUAAAUUCAAAUAGGAUAUAUAGUAAGCAUUUUUACUAGAAACUUUUAUACUGUCUUCCAUGCUAAUAAGAAAAAUUUGUUUAUGCAAUUCAUAGUUGCGUUAAUCAAAGACUGCAGUUAUUAAUACUUUAUUUCAACAAUAGUAAUUAUUCUUAUAAUUUUGAAUUGCGUUUAAUGGCUACGAUUAUCUGUGUAUGUCGACCUCGUUAAGAGUGAACUUUGAUAAAAAUUAUAGUAUUUAAUAAAUAUAGUAAUUAUACAUAAGCUUCCAAAACAAAUAGUCUGUUCAAGUUUAGUCAAAUUAUUUGAGUAUGCUUAUUAAAAGUUUUAUUUUGAGUGAUACUCACUCGUAGCGAGUAUUUUUGUUCCUAAAAGUUAUAAAAAGUAAAUUCCCGACAAAUAUAUAUAUGUAGUGCUCAAGUGCAACAGUCUGAAACUCCUGUAUCAAAAGUAUGAAACUCUAACGAAGUUGCGUUAUAAUGUAAAUUUAUAUUUGAGCAACGAACGUCCUAUUGCGAUUUUAGCUAUUGUAUAUAUUGUUUUGAUUAUUUAUAUUUUUAGUAUAUAGAUGCAUUGUAAACAUAAAUUUGUAGGAAUUAUGCGAGAUAAAUAAUAAAAAAUAUAUCGCUCACGUUUCAUUGAAUGAUUUUAAACUUCCCAUUUUAUAAUGGUACAUAUAAUAACGCAAGAAAAACUUGUGAAAAACCGUGAAUGUUUAGAAAUUUUAUAUCUUUUAAAAUGUU